Molecule: messenger RNA, 1351 nt
Organism: Acaulospora morrowiae
Lineage: Eukaryota; Fungi; Glomeromycota; Glomeromycetes; Diversisporales; Acaulosporaceae
Source: the annotation of a GenBank genome assembly
GUCCAAACAGAGAUCAGAGAACUCAGGUCAUUCUCUCUACUAUACCUUUUUCCGCGUUUUUUAUGCUUUUGGGAAGCAUUAAUGAUGUAGUGACGUCAUCAGCUUGUAAAGUUCUUGAAAAAUUAUUACAACCCAUGAACUAUGCAGACAUAAGUUCUUCAGGACUAAAGGAGUAUUUGGCAAUUGGUUUGCGACAUGAUUAUCCUGAGGUUCGAAUUCUUGCACUACGCCAGGUCGAAAAAUGUUUAGAAUCAGAAGAGUUUAUCCAAGAUUUUGUUAAAUCACCACUUUUCCCUGAUGUUUUGGAAUGCUUGGGAUUUAAUAAUAUUCCUACAUCUAUUAGAGUUACAGAUUUUCUUGUUAAGCUUGUCAAUACUAGUGACUAUGGACUGAAAGCUUUAUUUGGUUCGGAAUCUAUUGGUAUUCUUACUAAACUUUCUCAGGGUGAUGAAACUGUAAAGUUUCGUGUCUUUGAUUUGAUUGUUCAGAUAUCACCUUCUUCUCCGGAGGCAUUCCAAUUGUGUGAAUCAUCUGGUGCUUUAAACGCAAUAACUUCCGAAUUAGAUUCUGAUGACUUAUUAAUUAGGUUGAAUGCAGUAGAGACCUUCUCCAAGAUUAUUCAAAGUCAUUCUGGAUAUUCUUUUCUAGAGAGGUCUGGAAUCAUAAGGACACUUAUUGAUUUUUUGUCACAAACGGAAGAAGAUAUUGUGCUUAUUUUAUUAAAGUGUGCAGUAUUGAAAUUUUUCGGGAGAUUAUCUGAGAUUGAGACAAUAGAUUUUUCCGCAAUGGACAACAAAUAUAAAAUUUUUUCCUUAAUUGACGCACAUCUUCUGAUCAAUAAUAUGGAUCUUAAGAUAACAUCAAUCAAUAUUAUCGGAGUUAUAGGCCAUAAUCCACGUGGCCUUUAUCUCUUAUAUAAUUGCGUCUCCCCAAAUUUACUUAAUGACUUUAUGGACCUUCACAAUAGUUCAAUCGGUGAGGUGAAAUUGGCAUGCUUGCAGACUAUAUCGUGCUUAAUUGGCGCAAGUGAAAACCCAACACCAGAAAUAUCUAAUAUUACCGAACAAAUAUAUCAAAAUCCAACACCUCUCGCCACCUUGAUCACUAAUGCAAAAACAACUAUUGAAGAACUACGUAUAGCAAGUUUUGCCGUUAUGCAAAAGAUAGCCAUACAUUCAUGGGGUAAAAUUGAAAUGUCAAAUUCCAAAGAAUUUAUCGAUUACAUAGUUAAUCGUACAACAGAAUUCUCUCAUAAAAGCUGUGAAUGGAAGUUUUCAAUAAUUCAAACACUGUGCUCAACAUCGGAUGCCGAAAAUAUUAUUGCGCCCAAUGUUCUUGGGCGUUUGAGACG